Polyodon spathula (Mississippi paddlefish) is the source of this 225-nucleotide messenger RNA. Its product is annotated as pecanex-like protein 2. The record is from RefSeq and is a predicted model, not a curated record. The transcript is spliced from 2 exons. Bases 67 to 225 code for a protein of 52 amino acids. NCBI's taxonomy places the organism in Eukaryota, Metazoa, Chordata, Actinopteri, Acipenseriformes, Polyodontidae.
CCUAGGCAGCAAUAUCUGCAAAGAGUACAAUUUAGGAUUUGAUCAGAGCUGAAAAGAAUUGUAAUCAUGGGCUCUCAGGUGUUUCAAACUCUAAGGCAGGGAGUGUGGGCAUCCUUGACAGGGGGUUGGUACCAUGACCCGGAGCAAGACAAAUUUAACAACUCAUGUCAUCUCUACCUAUGGGUUUUCCUAGUGAUUCUGCCCUUAUCACUGCAUCUGGUCUAG